Malania oleifera is the source of this 489-nucleotide messenger RNA. RefSeq names its product secreted RxLR effector protein 161-like. Lineage: Eukaryota; Viridiplantae; Streptophyta; Magnoliopsida; Santalales; Ximeniaceae. Bases 1 to 489 code for a protein of 162 amino acids. The transcript has a single exon. The record is from RefSeq and is a predicted model, not a curated record.
AUGUAUACCGUAACUUGUACACGACCUGAUGUGGCUUAUGCAGUUAGAGUGACUAGUCGAUAUCAAUCGAAUCUUAGUGAGGAACAUUGGAAAGUAGUCAAGUCCAUUCUUAAGUACUUGAGAAGAACUAAAGACCAAUUCCUCAUCUAUGGAGAUAUUGAGUUGAAACUUGAAGGUUAUACCCAUGCAAGUUUUUCUUCAGACCAAGAUGAUAGCAAAUCUAUUACUAGUUAUGUGUACACUUUAAAUGGUGGUGCAAUGAGUUGGAAAUGUUCCAAACAAGCUACUGUAGCUGACUCAGUGACUGAAGCAAAAUAUAUAGCAACAAGUGAGGCUGCUAAGGAGGCAGUUUGGAUGAAAAAGUUCAUUACUAAACUUGGUGUGGUUCCUUCAUUAGAGGGUCCAGUUCCAUUGUUAUGUGACAAUACUGGAGCUAUUGCUCAAGCAAAAGAGCCAAGAUCACAUAAAAAAUCCAAACAUAUUUUGUGA